AUGGCGUCCAAGGACAUACCUUCACAGGCUCUUGAUCAGGAUCCACCUGUGCAGGCUCCUGAUCAUGAGCCACAUAUUGAUGAUAUAGAUCCUCCACAUCAAGAUCCCCCGGACAGCGAUUUGAUUCAAGAUGAAGUGAGGAAGGUAGUGAAAUUCUUACAGUCAGCUAAGGUUCAUUUAGAUACUCCGAAAUGCUUUGGUUUAGACUGGCGCGUGGAGCAUGUCAGGAGAUUGCUCAACUUAGCGGAUCGUGAGAAGAAGAUUGUGAAAGUGGGUAUACAUGGGAUGCCCGGUAUUGGUAAAACCACUCUGGCCAAGGUUGUUUGCAAAGAAGUCUUCUACAGUCAGUUUGAAAUGCAUUGUUUUGUACUUAAUGUGGGAGAAAGAUGUCAGCUGGAAAAUGGGCUCGUAGAGCUGCAAAUCUAUAUGCUCCAAGAGGUUUCCCGAUUCAUGCCCAAAGAAGAUUCCCAAGUCGGAGUCGAAGUAGAACAUAUUGAUCGAGGUAAAUAUCUGCUACAAGAGUGUCUCAGGGGUAAGAGAGUUCUUCUCCUCCUUGAUGACAUUCAAAGUGUCGAGCAGCUGGAAGCUCUUGGGGGAAAUUUCACUGACUUCGGGGCAGGCAGUCGUUUGCUCAUUACAUCUCAGAAUCAACAAAUUCUAAAAGUGGCGAACGUUGAUGGAAUGUACAAGGUAAGGAUUCAAAUUCCACGCGUUCCCUAA
Molecule: messenger RNA, 720 nt
Organism: Cryptomeria japonica (Japanese cedar)
Lineage: Eukaryota; Viridiplantae; Streptophyta; Pinopsida; Cupressales; Cupressaceae
Product: disease resistance protein ADR2-like
Exons: 2
Coding region: 1-720 (239 amino acids)
Biological process (GO): defense response
Molecular function (GO): ATP hydrolysis activity; ADP binding
Source: RefSeq, a predicted model, not a curated record